This is a messenger RNA of Thelazia callipaeda (thelaziosis nematode), 282 nucleotides long. The record is from the annotation of a GenBank genome assembly. NCBI's taxonomy places the organism in Eukaryota, Metazoa, Nematoda, Chromadorea, Rhabditida, Thelaziidae.
AUGGCAGAGAUAAAGCGGAAGACCGUUGCAAAACGGGAUGGAAAUCGAAAAGAAGAAGGCUGUGUGGUCGCACAGUCAGUAUAUCAGAAGUCCGAGAAGAAAGUGGUUCCGCAAAGCAGCUGGUCAGGUGAGGUGCUGAAGGCGGUUCUUGACCGUUUCGAGAGAAUGCCGAAAGGGGGAUGGCCCUUGUAUCGCUCCCUGUAUUGCGAGAGGUUUGUGUGCAUAAUUGGCCUUGAAGAACUAAAGAAAAAAGCGAAUGCUGCAAUCAUCAGUAUUGCAUGA